CUGCGUGCGUCCGUCUCCAUGCCACGACUCGCUCUUUCGUUCCAUCUUGUGACCGGCGCAUCAGUGAAGAAGCACCGCGACAGUGUUUACAAUAGGCCUUCGGGGCUAACAGGUUUUCAUCUUUAUUUCUGACAGUGUUCAACUGCGAAGGGCUUGCACUGGGCUAACGCUCUGCCUGCAGACUGAGCGGGAUCUCGCGAGAGCGGUGGCGUGGCUGCUUGGCAGUAGCUUGCAGUAAGACAGAGGGAGAAGGCAGGCAGCAUCAUGGCGGACAGAGACAGUGGAAGUGAGCAGGGAGGAGCAGCCACGGGCCCGGGUGUCGGUUCCAUGCACCCAGUGACAGGAGGGGCGGGCUCGGCUUCCGGGCUGCAGCACGAGACACAGGAGCUCGCCUCGAAGCGGGUUGACAUCCAGAAUAAACGCUUCUAUCUAGAUGUAAAGCAGAACGCGAAAGGCCGCUUCUUGAAGAUAGCAGAAGUCGGGGCCGGGGGAAACAAGAGCCGCCUCACUCUCUCCAUGUCUGUGGCUGUCGAGUUCCGCGACUACCUGGGGGACUUCAUCGAGCACUAUGCCCAGUUAGGGCCGAGCAAUCCUGACAUUGCGCAGGACGAGCCGCGGCGGGCGCUGAAGAGUGAGUUUCUGGUCCGGGAGAAUCGAAAGUACUACAUGGAUCUGAAGGAGAACCAGAGGGGCCGCUUUCUGAGGGUCCGGCAGACCGUCAACCGGGGGCCCGGCUUGGGAUCCACGCAAGGCCAGACCAUCGCUCUUCCAGCCCAGGGACUUAUCGAGUUUCGCGACGCGCUCGCCAAACUCAUCGACGACUACGGAGUGGAGGACGAGCCGGCGGAGCUGCCCGAGGGAACCUCGUUAACUGUGGACAACAAGCGCUUUUUCUUUGACGUAGGCUCCAAUAAGUACGGGGUGUUCAUGAGGGUAAGCGAGGUCAAGCCCACCUAUCGCAACUCCAUCACA
Carassius carassius (crucian carp) is the source of this 972-nucleotide messenger RNA. Its product is annotated as transcriptional activator protein Pur-alpha. Gene Ontology annotation, cellular component: nucleus. Gene Ontology annotation, molecular function: DNA-binding transcription factor activity, RNA polymerase II-specific; purine-rich negative regulatory element binding; RNA polymerase II transcription regulatory region sequence-specific DNA binding. Lineage: Eukaryota; Metazoa; Chordata; Actinopteri; Cypriniformes; Cyprinidae. The record is from RefSeq and is a predicted model, not a curated record. The annotation marks the transcript as partial. Gene Ontology annotation, biological process: regulation of transcription by RNA polymerase II. The transcript is spliced from 2 exons.